Messenger RNA from Tachysurus vachellii, 5454 nucleotides. Its product is annotated as NACHT, LRR and PYD domains-containing protein 12-like. The coding region runs from base 229 to 3951 and encodes 1240 amino acids. The record is from RefSeq and is a predicted model, not a curated record. NCBI's taxonomy places the organism in Eukaryota, Metazoa, Chordata, Actinopteri, Siluriformes, Bagridae. The transcript has 17 exons. Gene Ontology annotation, molecular function: protein binding.
CACGUGACUCGUUCAUCCUAAAGUGAAAGUGUUUCUCCCUCCGAAUCGACUCCAUUUUGUGAAGCGUUUGUAGAAGUUAAAACAUGUUUAUCAGCAGCAGAAACGGUGAUAUUAAUGUGACAGAACGAGGCCUGUUGACUAAAGGAGUGUGAUCCAUUCCAUCAGAAGAGAUCAGACUCUUCAGGACUCAGCUGUGUGUUUGUGUGUAAACUUUACUAAUAUUUAAAGAUGGAGACUCCUGAUCUGGACACAGAUAAUGUUUCUACACCAUCAAACAACUGUAAACCCCAGAGAAAGAGAUCAGAAUCACCAACACACAGCUGUAUCUCCAUGAAGAGUCAUGUGUCUAUGGAUGUUCCUCUGAGGUUUAAAGAUGGAGACUCAUCACUUCUACACAGUAAACUCAAGAGUAAGAGAUCAGAAUCACCAACACACAGCUGUAUCUCCAUGAAGAGUCAUGUGUCUAUGGAUGUUCCUCUGAGGUUUAAAGAUGGAGACUCAUCACUUCUACACAGUAAACUCAAGAGUAAGAGAUCAGAAUCACCAACACACAGCUGUAUCUCCAUGAAGAGUCAUGUGUCUAUGGAUGUUCCUCUGAGGUUUAAAGAUGGAGACUCAUCACUUCUACACAGUAAACCCCAGAGAAAGAGAUCAGAAUCACCAACACACAGCUGUAUCUCCAUGAAGAGUCAUGUGUCUAUGGAUGUUCCUCUGAGGUUUAAAGAUGGAGACUCAUCACUUCUACACAGUAAACUCCAGGGAAAGAGAUCAGAAUCACCAACACCCAGUUGUAGCUCCAUGAAGAAUCAUGAGUCUAUGGAUCAUCAUCUGGAGGUUAAAGCUGUAGACUCCUCACUUCUACACAGGUAUGACCCAGAAUCUGCUGGUGGAAAUGAAUUCCAGAAAAAGUUCAAAUUAAAUCUGAUGAAGAAGUUUCAGUGUUUGAAUGGAGUGAUGAUAAACCUGGGAACCCAAACACUCCUGAAUGAGAUCUACACAGAGCUCUACAUCACAGAGGGAGACAGUGGAGAAGUCAAUAAUGAACAUGAGGUGAGACAGAUCGAGGCAGCAUCCAGGAGAAGAACAACAGAGGAAACACCAAUCAAAUGCAAUGACAUCUUUAAGCCUUUAUCUGAACAAGACAAACCCAUCAGAACUGUGCUGACAAAUACAUCAUCUAAACAAGACAAACCCAUCAGAACUGUUCUGACAAAGGGAGUCGCUGGCAUCGGUAAAACCGUCUCUGUGCAGAAGUUCAUUCUGGACUGGGCUGAAGGGAAAGUAAAUCAGGACGUCCACCUCAUAUUUCCACUUCCUUUCAGAGAGCUGAACUUGAUGAAGGACCAGAAACUGAGUCUGAUGGAGCUCCUUCAUGUCUUUUUUAAGGAAACAAAAGAAACAGAAAUGUCCAGUUUGGAAAAGGUUCUGUUCAUUUUUGACGGAUUGGACGAGUGUCGUUUUCCUCUAGAUUUCCAGAACACAGUGAGAGUGUGUGAUGUAACUGAAUCAGCAUCAGUGCCUGUGCUGCUGAUAAACCUGAUCAAAGGGAAUCUGCUUCCCUCUGCUCUCAUCUGGAUCACCUCCAGACCUGCAGCAGCUGAUCAAAUCCCCUCUGAGUGUGUGGAUCGAGUCACAGAGGUACGAGGGUUCAAUGACCCACAGAAGGAGGAGUACUUCAGGAAGAGGAUCAGUGAUCAGAGCCUGGCCAAUAACAUCAUCACACACCUGAAGUCAUUAAGAAGCCUCUACAUCAUGUGUCACAUCCCAGUCUUCUGCUGGAUUUCAGCCACUGUUCUAGAGAGAAUGUUGGGUGAAGCAGAGAGUGGAGAGAUCCCCAAGACUCUGACUCAAAUGUACACACACUUCCUCAUCAUUCAGACAAACAUCAUAAGAGAAAAAUACUCAAAGAAGCAGGAGAGUGAUGAAGAAAUGCUUCUUAAACUGGGACAACUGGCUUUUCAGCAGCUGAUGAAAGGGAACCUGAUCUUCUAUGAUGAAGACCUGAGAGAGUGUGGUAUUGAUGUGACAGAAGCAGCAGUGUACUCAGGUGUGUGUACUCAGAUCUUCAGAGAGGAGUUUGGGCUUCACCACAGUAAAGUGUACUGCUUUGUUCAUCUGAGCAUUCAGGAGCAUCUCGCAGCUCUGUAUGUUCACCUGACCUUCAUGAAGGAGAAGAGAAAUGUUCUUGUACAGAAUCAGGAUUCUAACAGGAGGAUGGAAGACAAUACAAUCUCAGAUGUACACAACAGUGCUGUAGAUCAGACUUUAGAAAGUCAGACUGGACAUCUGGAUCUUUUCCUUCGCUUUCUUCUGGGUCUCUCACUGGAAUCCAAUCAGAAACUCUUACAUGUUUUAGUAACUCAGACAGGAAGUAACCCUCAGAGCACACAGGAAACAGUUCAGUACAUUAAGGAGAAGAUCAGUGAAGAUGAAGAUCUUCCUCCAGAGAAAUCCAUCAAUCUGUUCCACUGUCUGAAUGAACUGGGUGAUGAUUCUCUAGUGGAGGAAAUCCAACACUACCUGAAAUCUGGAAAACAAAGUGAACUUUCUUCUUCACAGGUGUCUGCUCUGGUGUUUGUGUUACUGACAUCAGCACAGGAGCUGGAUGAGUUUGACCAGAGUAAAUAUUUCAGUACAGAUAAGAUAACAGAAGAUGUUGUUCUGAAGAUGAUGCCUGUGAUUACAGCAUCCAGUAAAGCAAUUAUCAGCUGUGAUGAACUUAGAGAGGAAAGUUGGUCAUCUCUGGUCUCAGCGCUCAGAUCAGAAACCUCCAGACUGAGAGAACUUCAUCUGACUGUGAAAACACUGGAUCUGUCUGAUCAUAAACUAGGAGACUCAGAAGUGAAGAUUCUCUCUGCUGGACUGGAGAAUCCUCACUGUAAAGUGGAGACACUGAGGUUGCAUAAUUGUGGUGUCUCAGAUGAAGGCUGUGCUGCUCUGACUUCAGCUCUGAGAUCAAACCCCUCACACCUGAGAGAACUGAAUCUGUCCUAUAAUAAACUAGGAGACUCAGGAGUGAAGAAUCUCUCUGCUGUACUGGAGAAUCCUCACUGUAAACUGGAGACACUGAGGUUGUCUUAUUGUGGUGUCUCAGAUGAAGGCUGUGCUGCUCUGACUUCAGCUCUGAGAUCAAACCCCUCACACCUGAGAGAACUGGAUCUGUCCUAUAAUAAACUAGGAGACUCAGGAGUGAAGAUUCUCUCUGCUGUACUGGAGAAUCCUCACUGUAAACUGGAGACACUGGGGUUGUAUAAUUGUGGUGUCUCAGAUGAAGGCUGUGCUGCUCUGACUUCAGCUCUGAGAUCAAACCCCUCACACCUGAGAGAACUGGAUCUGUCUGAUAAUAAACUAGGAGACUCNGGAGUGAAGAGUCUCUCUGCUGUACUGGAGAAUCCUCACUGUAAACUGGAGACACUGAAGUUGUGUGAUUGUGAUGUCUCAGAUGAAGACUGUGCUGCUCUGACUUCAGCUCUGAGAUCAAACCCCUCACACCUGAGAGAACUGAAUCUGUCUGGUAAUAAACUAGGAGACUCAGGAGUGAAGAAUCUCUCUGCUGUACUGAAGAAUCCUCACUGUAAACUGGAGACACUGUGGUUGUUUAAUUGUGAUGUCUCAGAUGAAGGCUGUUCUGCUCUGACUUCAGCUCUGAGAUCAAACCCCUCACACCUGAGAGAACUGAAUCUGUCCUGGAAUAAACUAGGAGACUCAGGAGUGAAGAUUCUCUCUGCUGUACUGGAGAAUCCUCACUGUAAACUGGAGACACUGGGGUUGUAUAAUUGUGGUGUCUCAGAUGAAGGCUGUUCUGCUCUGACUUCAGCUCUGAGAUCAAACCCCUCACACCUGAGAGAACUGAAUCUGUCUGAUAAUAAACUAGGAGACUCAGGAAAGAAGAUGCUCUCUGAUCUUAAGGAUGAUGAACAUUACAAACUACAGACACUGAGGGUCUAUUGAAUAUCUGUGUGUGAUGAAGACUCCAGUGUUCCUGCAUUACCAUGAUGGAGAAUAGAGAACAUGUUUAUUAACACAUCACUCAUUUAGUUCUAACACAUUAAACACACUCAGAGACGUGAGAAGUGUGUGUUCAUCGUGUACAGUGAAUCAGACUAAACACAAUUCUACACUGAGUUUAUAAUGACCUCUGAUCCCUGGAUAAAAUUCCCUGGACCUCAAUCCCAUAAACACCUGAGGGAUUAUUUGUAACAGCAGGUGAAAAUCCACAUGAACUCGAGCUGAACCUGUUCAUUUUACUGUUUGUGUGAUUUAUUAUUUGUUUAUUAUUGUAAUAUGAUUUACACUUUUUACACAUGUAUACUUAUAGCUAUAUUACUGGAUACAUAACUAAAAUUAUAUUGUAUAAAGCAGAGGUCACUAACAGGCGGACCGCGGCCCGGGUCCGGACCCAGAAGCUGUCCAAUCCUGACACGGACCUACAGCCAAAACAAGGUUAUGAUUUAAAACUUGACUGGGCGCUUCUAUUUAACCUGCACAGCUUUUGCAAUCUUUACAGUAGUGGUAGUGGAAACACACAGACCAACUGCAUGUCUGUGCAUUACUGCGACUCAACAGUGCAAGACAGAUGAGAGAGAAUUAGAGUAAAGUUACACAUGAAAGAAAGAUAGCGAUACAUGUAGAAAACAAAGGGAGAGAAACAGACGAGUGAGACGGAGAAAGGGAGAGAAACAGACGAGUGAGACAGAGAAGGGGAGAGAAACAGACGAGUGAGAUGGAGAAAGGGAGAAUAAAGAACAACCCUGCUGAAAAAUCCAGGAUAAACCAGCAUGAAUUCCAAGCUGGUCCAGUCUAGUUUUUACUGGUUCGUGCUGGUAUAAUGCUGGUAUAAUGCUGCUAUAGUGCUGGUAUAAUGCUGGUAUAAUGCUGGUAUAAUGCUGGUAUAGUGCUGGUAUAAUGCUGGUAUAAUGCUGGUAUAAUGCUGGUCAGUGCUGGUAUAGUGCUGGUAUAGAUGGGUGGCCAGCACAGUCAUGGUGUUAUCAAGUAAAACGGGGCAGGUGUAGCUGGUUAACCAGUAUGAUCUUGCUGGAAUGAGCUUUUAUUUUUGCUUGUGUAUGUUUCUAUGUAACACAUUAAUAUAAGAUUAAAACACAAUAUAUUGGAAUAUAUUUAAUUAUAAGUGUGAUUAUCAGUAUUGGUACCGUUAAAAGUGUAUAAAUAAGUAUCAGCAUCGUAUCCUUGCAAAAAAAAGUGGUAUCGCUCAUCCCUAAUAGAUAGAUCGAUGUCCGAUAGAAUCAAACAGGAGUUUGGAGUCGAACAAUGCUAAAAUCCAUUUGUCUCAAUUAAGAAGUAGUUAAGUUGUUUGUUUUAUUAGUAAAGCAGUAAUGUGAAGAGAUAUUACCCAACAUCAGCGUUGCUAUGCAACCUUUAAAGCAACUAUGUUCACGAAGGUAAAUGUACUUCCUGCACUUUCCUAAAAUAAAUCUCACAAUGUUUUCGACUACA